CUGAAACAGCUCAACCAACCAUGAGAAGCAGCCUGCUUGUGGCACUUGGCCUUAUGGCCUUAGCAGCCGUUGUCUCCGCUAGGGAGAUUAGGGAGAAGAGGGAUGCUGACCUCGAAACUGCUGCUUCAGGCCAUCACUGGGACAAAGGAGGUGGCCACGAGCACCACGGGCACCACCAUCACGACCACGGCGACCAUGGCCACAAGGAUCACAAGGGACAUCACGAGCACCACCAUGGCAAACAUGGACAUCACCACCACGAAGGCCACAAAGGACACCACGGAGAGCAUGGCGGUCACAAGAAGCAUCAUCACCAUGAUGACGGCUACCAUCAUCACCACCAUCAUGGCGAGAAAGGCGACCAUGGACACGGACAUGAAGAGCACGGCCACUGGCACAAAGGACACGACACGAAGGGACACCACGGAAUCGAAAAACACGAUGAAUUCAAAAAGGACAAACACUUCCAUGACCACCAUGGUGAGAAAGGAUUCCAUGAACACCAUGGCGGUCAUCACCACGAAGACGGCUACAAGAAGGGUGGUCACUUCCACAAGGGACACAAGCACGGCGGCCAUCAUGAACAUCACCACGGCAAGAAGGGUCAUCAUGAGGAUGGUGGUCAUCACCACGAUCAUAAAGGGCACCAUGGCGAGGGUGGACACCACGAGCACUGGCACCACCAUCACGAUCAUGGCAAGAAGGGCGGUCACGAGGACCACAAGCACUGGGGACACAAGAAGGGUCAUUAAUCUGAGGCUAGCUGGUUCUAGUCGAAUCUUGUUAUUUGUUGACUUAUUACAAACAUGUUUAUUUGUUAUG
This is a messenger RNA of Bombyx mandarina (wild silkworm), 822 nucleotides long. RefSeq lists its product as uncharacterized. NCBI's taxonomy places the organism in Eukaryota, Metazoa, Arthropoda, Insecta, Lepidoptera, Bombycidae. The record is from RefSeq and is a predicted model, not a curated record.